GGAUUACGCUCGCGGCUCUCAUAAUUGUUAUUUUAAAUAAUUUUUAAGCGUAGUGUAGCCACAUUAAAUUUGCGAUACGCGAAAUUUUUAAUCGAAUAUGUCGACGUCAAUUUUUAAACUGACAAUAUGUAACAUAUACGUCGAUAUUUAUAUAAUUUAGCUCAAAAUGUCAUAAUCGAAAACAGUGUAUGUUUGUUUUUGGUGUUUCGCUAGUAACGAUGGCUAGUUCUCCAACUAAUAUAGAGACGCAAAUAGACAGUUUCCUGGAGCAGUUUAAGAGAAGUGCUUCGAAGGCGAUGGAAGAGAGGAUGGAGUGGUCUGAUGGGCCGUCCCCAGGUGCUAUAAGCAAAUCACGCAGCAGCUGCUUCCUAUUAGAUUCUGCUUCUGAAGCCGAGUGUGAUGGCUGCAGCAGUGAGAAUGAAGAUGGCCGGAACGUGGGAGAGCUCCUGCUGCCGCAGUACGUGCUGGCCACCGGAGGCCUCGCCAGGGACCACAGGCCGCUCAUCAGCUUCCCCGACAACAACAACUUCCAUGUCCUCACGCCUGCGGAGUACAGGCGGCUGUUACUCUACCUCACUUCCAUACCUUCAUUACUUGAGGCAGAUAUGGGGUUUCACAUAAUAAUAGAUAGAAGGAAAGAUCGAUGGAAUUCAGUCAAGGCAGUACUGCUAAGAAUAUCUGAAUUUUUCCCCGGUAUAAUCCACACGGUGUAUGUUCUUAGACCGGCUAGCUUUCUACAGAAGGCUCUAUCAGAAGUGAGCAGCAAGCUCUUCAAGGAGGAGUUCAGGUUUAGAGUGCUGGUGUGCUCAAGUGUGGAUGAGUUGUAUGAGCAUUUUGACCGCUCCCAGCUCACGCCAGACCUGGGAGGAGAGCUGCAGUACUCGCAUUCUGAGUGGAUUCAGCAGAGGAUAGCUUUAGAGAAAUUUUCGACAUUAAUGAGAGAUAUUUCAACAAAACUGGACGAGUUUAUGCAUGAAAUAGUCGACUGCGAUAUGGGCAACGAUCCAACACAAACCAAAGAAUUGUUAGACUGUCAAGAAUCUAGGUAUAAUGCUUUAAAAGGUGAAUUAUUAUUAGCAACAUCGCAAGGUGAAGAGCUGCUAACCCAAGUUCGGAAACCAAACCUUACAUACAAUAUUAUUAGUCACGUGGCAGCUGUAGAAAGAUUACUCGUUCAACUCGAUGAGACUGAAAAACAGUUUGACAGUUUCUGGCAUAAACACUCCAUGAAGUUGAACCACUGGCUCAAGUUUCGGACGUUUUUGUUAAACUUUAAACAAAUGCAGGCAACUUUAGACAAUCAUCUAAAGACCGCUUGCGAUAUGACCGAAGUUGGUGAAACUGCAAACCGUGUUGAUGACCUCAUUGAAGAAGCUAAUAAUUUUGAAAAAAUGUGCAACUGUGACCUUGAUGCUGCAACAGUGGUGAUCGAAGAAGGUGAGAAGUUAAUGCAAGACCCGCUAAGUUCAGUUGAUCACAUCGAGUCCAAAUGUGAAGAGCUGCGACGAACGAGCGCAUUACUUAUUGAAAAAAUACAAAAACGAAAUCUACUACUGACGAAAGCAAGAGAACUCAUGGACAGGAUAGAUAAGGCAAACGAAUGGUGCACGACUGGUGUGGAGAUAUUGGCGGGGGAAGGGGGCCUUAUAGCCGUAGACAAACUGCUGGAAGACGCCAAGAGCUUCGAGCUCACCUCGCCCGACGGCUUCAGAGACAUGCUGAUGCAGUCAGCAACCCAGGAGACUAGGGCGCUUGUUACUCAGGUAUCCCAACGUGUGGACGACGUUUGGCUGAUGGUGUCCGUGAAGCGAGCGACCCUGCAGCGAGCUGCGACCAAGCCGGCGCGUCCCAUACAGAGCGUGCCUCCACAGAGCGCUGCCCGUGACGUCACACUCGACGCGCCCGCAGUACAGAUGGAAACAUCAGGUGGGUCGGAGAGCUCCGGCGGGGAAGAUGCAGAGGCCCGAAGGUCUCGGCGAGGCCAUGUUCUGGCAGAGCUGCUGCAAACCGAACGAAUCUACGUACAGGAAAUGGGAUCCAUACUCACAGGUUACAAGGAAGAAUUAGAGAAACCAGAAAACCAGCAUAUUUUGCCGGCUAGCCUUGUUGGACAAACUGAUGUUUUAUUCGGCAAUCUUAAUGAACUAUUCACAUUCCAUCAGGAUAUAUUUCUGAAAGAUUUGGAGAGAUCGAUAUCGGCAACAGAGCUGGUGGCACUCUGUUUUGUUGAAAAGAGAGAUACAUUUUUCCGCCUGUACAGUUAUUAUUGCCAGAACAUUCCACGGUCAGAGCGGCUUCGGGAAACUUUGGUCGAUACACAUUUGUUUCUGCAAGCGUGUCAGCAACGGUUAGGUCAUAAACUGCCACUGGCUGCGUAUCUUCUUAAACCUGUGCAGAGAAUCACUAAAUACCAGUUGCUAUUAAAGGACUUGCUAAGGUACAGCGAGUGUGGGUCAAUGAGUUCAGGGCUCCAGCAGGCUUUGGACUGUAUGUUGGUCGUGCUGAAAUGUGUCAAUGACUCCAUGCAUCAAAUAGCCAUCACGGGUGUCCCUGUCGACUUGAGUCAACAAGGAGAACUACUCCUCCAAGGAUCAUUUCUGGUAGUAUCGGAAAACAAACGUGAUCUCAGAAUACGAAUCAGGCCGCGACGUCGGCAUAUAUUCCUCUACGAGAAGGCGAUGCUGUUCUGCAAGUCAGCGACAAAGAACAGUCAUAACAAGGCGACUUAUCAUUUCAAACAUGACUUACAGAUGUCGCAGAUAGGCUUGACGGAGUCAGUGAAGGGUGACCCUCGCAAAUUCGAAGUGUGGCGACAGGGGAGGGCCGAAGUUCAUACUAUCAGCGCGCCCAGUGCCGACGUGCAGCGCGUGUGGGUGGAGCGCAUCAAGCGAGUGUUGCUGGACCAGCUCAAGGAGCUGAAGGGGGAGAGGGUGCGCCAGUAUGCACAGAACCACAGGACACUUAUCCAAGCAAGUUCUUGGGACAUCGGCUCACAAACGGGUCCGAGACCACAUCCGCCUACUACGAAUUCAUCGCGUACUGCAUCUUGUGAUAACCACGAUGAGCCUUGCUGGUCUACCGACCCCUCAGAGGAUGAGGAGGAGGAACCAGAACAUGCGCCGGCGGUGGGGAGUGCGCUUAUGGCUUUGUCAGACUACACUGCCGUGGGCGCAAGCGAGGUGUCUCUGAGAGAGGGUCAGCAUGCUGAGCUGCUCAAGGUGGGCUGCGCGGGUUGGUGGUACGUGCGACUGGCUGGUGGCCAGGGUGAAGGCUGGGCUCCAGCAGCUUACCUCGACCAGCGAAAAACCUCGCGAUCCUCAAGUAGAUCUCAUGACCGACUGCACGACCACUGAAUUCUGAUUAUCACGCCGGCAACGCUUCUAGGCUACUCUUUACGAAACGCCGGCAAUAGCCACUGUUAGGCUUACACGGCACUAUAAAGCUUAGGUACUCUAGCUUCGUGCACAAAAUGGGUAUCUAUGACUCAUGCAGUCAUUUUUGUUGCUGUUAAAGUAUUGAGGAUAUUUUAAUUUAAAGGUAGUUUUCGAAUGCACCACCAGAGUGCGCUGAGUUCAGUGUUGAAACAAAAUCAUAAGAGUUAGUAACCUCAUAAACUAAACAUUAAAAAAUUACGGUUAUUUUAAGUAAUUUGGAUUUUGAUGAUUUUAUUAAAAAGAAAUUAUGUUUUGUGUAUUAUUUUAAAUCAGUUCUAAAAGAAAACAAUAUUACUAACAAUAAUAAUAAUAUAUAAAUAAAACAUCGAUCAAUGCCAACUUAAACAAAUUAAUUGUUUGUGUAUCUGCCACAGAGUUGGUAUCGAAUGCACGCAUCACGCGAAAGCUCUUUUGAGUGUGUUCGAUUGUGCUGUAGUUGGAACAUUCAACGUUGAGCAUUGCCGCUUAAUGCGCUUUAAUGCUGUAAUUGGAAAACUACCUGAGUGUUGGCAAAAUUAUGGAAAUGUUGAGUUUUUGUAUUGGUAGAUGUGACUUCAGCGAUUCUGUUAUUAAAAUUGUAACGUUUAAAAUUAUUGUUGAAAUAACUUUUUGUUUAUGUUCGCAAUUUGAAAUUGUGUUAGCUUAAGUGAUUCCCAAAAAUGUAACGCACCUUAUUAAUACGUACCUAACUGCGCAUUGCUACAAGCUAUUGAAGUUUUGACAAGAUGGUACAUUUCAGACCACAUCUAUGUAAACUACUCAAAUACAUAAUAAUACAGGGAUAUUAAAAAUAAGUACCUAAAUAAAUCACAAUAUAUAAACUAGUUAAAACGAAAAUACAAUCCCAUGUUUUAGAUUUUUACAAGAUGGCGCCUUUCCUGUCAUAAAAUAGAUGCGGUUAUUCGUCAAAGCGACAAAUUACGAACUAUCAAUCCGCCAUUAUUACUCACAUAAUUCUUGCAGAGCAUUUAUAUUAAACCCAUUGAAAUAAAUGUGAAUUUUUUUGAAUAUUCAUAAUAAUAUUUAUUAAUGUAAUAUUUUAUCUUAUUUUAUUUGGAUUAUCGGACUAUUUUGGACCAUCUUUUGACUCUCCGGAUUAAAAAGUUCAAAGGCUUCCCACCUAAUAAUGUACAUAUAUACAUAGAAUAAGUUACUUAACCCUUUUAUUUACUCAAAUAAACAUAAAAAUCAUAUAAAUAAAAGCACUCGCUUGUAACGUUUUUAUGAAGUUUGGUGUCUAUGUUCAAUUAAUUCUACUGUUACUAAAUGAAACAAUGGCUUUUAGACUUUUAUUUUAAUAAAACAAUAUUUCAGGACGCGCCAGUAAUUCCUUUAAUUUCAAUUAGCAAUGCGCGGAAGUCUCCACUUCGUAGCUUAUGUACCGCUUGCGACAAACUCGUCUCUCACCCCACUAGUAAAUAAUCAAAUACAUUGCUACAGCUGACCUCUGCUAAAACACAACUUCAUAUAGCCGUAUGUAUUAGUGCUGUAUUCUAAAGGUGAACCGUUUUCUUUAGUAUACCUACCCUAUUUCCUAUGAUGCAAGAUUUUAUGUAAUUAUUUAAAAUCUUAAGAGUUUUUGUUUUAAUGAUUAUUUGACAGCACGUAUAAUGCCGCCGUGUACCUGUAUUGAUUGCGGUAAAGUUUCAAUAGCUAUAGAAGUAAUGAAGUUCUUGUUAUUGGCUGACCACUCAGCAUAGAACUUAAGAGUUCUUCAUCGACUGAAGUCCAAGAUAGGAUGUUACUAUUGGAGGAGGACUAGAAAUUCGCAGAUUACCCUUACGUUGGGCAAUUGCACGAUAUGUAGGUACGCGACUCUACACAUGUUCAUAAGUUUCACUUACCGCUCAAGAUCCGUACGACGGCCUUUUAUUGUGACUUUAAUAUUUUUUACUGUAACCUUUGCUUUUUGACAAAUACAAAAAUCCUAUAUUAAGAUAUUUCUGAUUAAGCUGUUGCAAUGGAAAAUAAAUUAAUCGCUGACAAAUAUUAUGCUUAUCUUAUAUUUUUUCAAUAUGAAAUUAUCAGGCAAAGAUAAAAACAAAUAUUUGAGUUUUAUCAUCAACUGAAAUAAAUAUUAUAUGGCGGUUUUAAAUAUAUAUAUAUAUUUCAAUUUACCUAACAAAAACGUUACCCAAGCUUUUUAGCAGUCACUUGUAAAAUUAAUUUGUUGUUCUGACAUAUGUCGUUCUAAGCUUUAUUUUGUAACUGUUAUCUGUAUCUGUUAGUGUAUGUACUACAAGAAUCCAAAGCUAAAUGUAGUGGUAGUGUUGUAACAAAUCGCAAUUUUUCUUUGUAAAUAUUACUUUUAGUUUUAGUAAUUUAUUUAAUAACUAGUUGAGUUAAAUGCGUCUCAAUUGUCCAUGACACAUUCUGUAUAUAGCUGUAGGUAGUUGCUCCAUUCCUCGUGUUUUGUGAUGAAACAAAGCUUAAAAAAUUUAAUUAAACUGUCCAUUUGAGACCCCAUUACUUACAUAAAAUAAUUUAUGAAUUAUAUAAAAUAUUAUUAACAAGUAAACAGAGUGGCAAUAAUUUGUAUUAUACAUAACUUAAUCACUUAAUGCGAGGGUAGGUUUAAGAACAGUGCCGAAUUAAGUACGUAGUUGAAUAGGAAUUGCUACGAAUCCCGCUCAAAAUCUCUGCCUGAGCGUAAUUAUCUGAGUGAAACUUGAUGUGGUAUUGGAUUAGACUACUUUCAAUAUAGACUGUCUAAGAAAAUAGCGAUUCACUCGAUUGUAUGAAACGCGCAGUCAUUGACAGAUUGACAGAUGACAGCUGUAAUCUUGUGAAAACGGAGAUAGCCGAAAUCCACCACGUUUUAUGCAACUGUUCGCUUUCAAACGUAGGCGGAUUAUACUUCGUCGUCAAUCGCCAUACUGUAAUUACUACUAUUUCAAACUUAUGUCAAAUCACUGCACGUUUCAUACUAAACUAAAUUUCAAAUUUUACUUAGACCCGCAUCUUAUUACGUAGUAUUGACAUCUUCAUUGAAAGAAUUUGCUACGGGCCCUGCGCUUGCUUAAUCCGGCACUGUUAAAGACUCAUGUCAUGUUUUUCGAGAUUUUUAUAAUAGUUGUCAUCUUGUGAAUGUCUAACAUGUUCAUAUCCAUACUUUCAUAUCAUUUACGCUUUGCAUUGAAUGUGUGAUUUGAAUUAGUCAAAUUGGUAGGUUUGAAUUUUAAAUGUUGUGCCUUUUAGCUACAUUGGAAUAUGUCUCGAGUGUACUAGUCGAACCAUUAUAAUAUCUUUUUCUAGUUUUCAUUUUUAUAUGUUACAUGUUUGUGCCUACAUUAAAUAUAUUAUGUUAUGUAACGUAAUUUCGAUGAUUUUUCAAUGAUAAUUCAAUUCUGUGUGAGGUUUUCACUAAUCUCAUAAUAAUUUAUUUUCUUAUCCUGAAUGCAUUUGUGUAAUUAUCAUGAUUGUAAUGAAUUAAUUGAUGAUAAAAUUACACGAAUUUGUCCAUUU
This is a messenger RNA of Leptidea sinapis, 6899 nucleotides long. RefSeq names its product guanine nucleotide exchange factor DBS-like. NCBI's taxonomy places the organism in Eukaryota, Metazoa, Arthropoda, Insecta, Lepidoptera, Pieridae. Gene Ontology annotation, molecular function: guanyl-nucleotide exchange factor activity; protein binding. The transcript has 20 exons. Bases 189 to 3353 code for a protein of 1054 amino acids. Gene Ontology annotation, biological process: intracellular signal transduction. The record is from RefSeq and is a predicted model, not a curated record. Gene Ontology annotation, cellular component: cytoplasm.